Molecule: messenger RNA, 5211 nt
Organism: Solea senegalensis (Senegalese sole)
Lineage: Eukaryota; Metazoa; Chordata; Actinopteri; Pleuronectiformes; Soleidae
Gene: amot
Product: angiomotin
Exons: 14
Coding region: 333-3530 (1065 amino acids)
Biological process (GO): regulation of cell migration; angiogenesis; actin cytoskeleton organization
Cellular component (GO): cytoplasmic vesicle; bicellular tight junction; lamellipodium
Molecular function (GO): signaling receptor activity
Source: RefSeq, a predicted model, not a curated record
CAUUCCUCUCAUAGUGCCGAGCAGGCAGGGGGGAGCUUCCUGCCACUUCUCCCGCACCGCUUCCCCUUUUUUUUUUUCCUUUUACCGUUAAACAUGAAAUUUGCCGAGAAAGACGACGACUUUGCGGCCGUGGACAAGCUCCUUUUCCCGGAGGAAGGACUUACAUCUACCGCGAAAGCCUCGACUGAACGGCGGCAGUGGGCUUUCCUUUUGUAGAGGGAAACGUUUUGUGGAGUCGCUUCAGUAAUCGCUUGAAAGGAGAAAACUAGAGAAAAUGAUGUUUCAUCGAGUUGAAGAACCGAGAAAGUAAACGGAAGAGGCUGCGCAGAAAGAUGUCUCGCAAAAAAUCGUCUUCCUCACUGAGGAUGAGAAGAAUAACAGAAAGUGAUAAAUGGAGUGUAGACCGUGCGCGGAGCUUGUCCUUCCAUGAAGUGCGCGGCCGGCGUGAGGCAGAGAUGAGGGCCGCAGCUGAGGAGUCGUCAAACAGCAACAACAGUGUGGGCAGUGGCGGCAACACCGUUCUGCAGCGCCUCCUACAGGAGCAGAUGAACCGGAAUUAUGUCCUGCAACAACAACAACAACAACAACAGCAGCAACAACAACAACAAGGAGGGGGAGGAGGUUAUUCAGGACAGGGACAGGUAGGCCCCUCUGAUGAUCACUCCAUGACCCCCCACAUUGCCCGUCAGGAGCCUCAGGGACAGGAGCUGCAGACGGACAGUGGCCUGGAGAAGCUGGUUUCCACCAGAGGAGGGGGUGGCAGCAGUGGAGGAGGAUGUGGCAGCAGUGGAGGUCUGGGCAACCAAGGGCAAUGUCUAAACCCAGAGGACCUCCCUACAUAUGAGGAGGCCAAAGUGCAGUCACAAUACUUCCGGGGCCAUGGUCCUCCUCCUCCACAGCCUCAGCAGCAGAACAAUCAGCCCCAGCAGCCUCCUCACCCUGUGUCAGUGGGUGCUGCCUUUUAUGUCACUGGUGUGACCAACACCAAGGUGCGCACCGAGGGUCGCCCAACUGUGCAGCGAGUGAGCGGUGCAGGGAAGGUGCACCAGGAUGAUGGGCUGAAGGACUUGAAGCAAGGCCAUGUUCGCUCUCUCAGUGAGCGACUUAUGCAGCUCUCUCUGGCCACCAGUGGCGUGAAGGCCCAUGCUCCUGUUACUAGUGCCCCACUCUCCCCCCAGCUGCCCCCUCCAGGCCCACCAGGUGACUUCUACAAGCCACAGCAUCGUGGUCCUCCUCCGGACUACCCUUUCAAGGGAAUGGGCUCGCCCACGAAGCAGCAGGAACCAGGAGGCCAUUACUACCAAGAGCAUAGAGGGAGGGAACACUCGAGGGAGGUUCUUCCUGUCAGAUACCAGCCCCCACCGGAGUAUGGUUCAUUCAGGUCCUGUAAAGAGGGUUCGGUUCACUCCCAAAGGCCUCUUCACCAGCACAGUCCCACAUCCUCCGUCACCUCUGUGGGCUCCUUGUCACGUGCUCAGGCCUCUGCCCUCAGCAACAUGCUUAGUGCCUCCCACUCCUCCCAUGCCUCUUUCCCCCACCAGCACCUACAGAACCAGGGAGAGCCUUUUCCUGGCAUGGGGCCACGUGGCCUCCAGGGUCCUGGCUCACACCAUGCAAGUGAGCCCUUUAAUUUGGGACACAUUCACCCAUCCUUACAGAGAGGUCACGGGUUCCCACCCGAUCCCUAUGGCUCCACCCCAAGGAUGCACCAUCAGCAGCAGCAGCACCAUCAGUAUCAGCAACAACAACAUCAGCAGCAGCAGCAGCAGCAGCAGCAACAACAACAACAACAACAACAACAACAACAACAGCAACAACAUCAGCAGCAUCAGCAGCAGCAACAGCAGCAACAUCCUCCACAGCUCCAGCUACCCGUCCAGGCUGGACACUUUCCUCACCCACACUCCUUCUCCCACAUGCAGGGAGAACCCUUUGCCAUGAUGGCACGUGCCCACCAGAUGGUGGAUAUGCUGACAGAGGAGAACAGGAUGCUGAGGCAGGAGAUAGAGACCUGCCGUGAGAAAGUUACCAAGUUGCAUAAGUUGGAAACAGAGAUCCAGCUGGUGUCAGAGGCCUACGAAAACCUUGCCAAGUCCUCCUCCAAGAGGGAGGCCCUGGAGAAAACCAUGAGGAACAAGCUGGAGCUGGAAGUGCGCCGACUGCAUGACUUCAACAGAGACCUCAGAGAACGCAUGGAGACGGCCAAUAAACAGCUCGCUGCUAAAGAGUGUGAAGGAUCCGAGGACAACCGCAAAACCAUCUCCCAGCUGCUCACUCAGCACAAAGAGACACUGCGGGAGAAGGAGAAGCUGGAGAUGGAGCUAAACUCACUGCGCUCCACCACUGAAGACCAGAGGAGACACAUCGAGAUCAGAGAUCAGGCACUCAACAAUGCUCAGGCCAAGGUAGUCAAGUUGGAGGAGGAGCUGAAGAAGAAGCAGGUUUACGUGGAGAAGGUGGAGAGGAUGCAGCAGGCUCUGGCUCAGCUUCAGGCGGCCUGUGAGAAGAGGGAGCAACUCGAGCAUCGACUUCGCACAAGACUGGAGAGAGAGCUGGAGUCAUUACGCAUGCAGCAGCGCCAGGGAGGCUCUCACCAUAGUGGUGGGGUCCCGUCUGAGUACAAUGCCACAGUGCUGAUGGAGCACCUGAGGGAGAAGGAGGAGCGAAUCCUGGCUCUGGAGGCCGACAUGACCAAGUGGGAGCAGAAGUACUUGGAGGAGAGCGUGAUGAGGCAGUUUGCCCUGGAUGCAGCUGCCUCGGUCGCCACUCAGAGGGAUACAUCAGCAGCAGUGAUAAGCCACUCUCCCAGCAGCAGCUAUGACACAUCAGUGGAGGCUCGGAUCCAGAAGGAAGAGGAAGAAAUUCUCAUGGCCAAUCGGCGCUGUCUGGACAUGGAAAGCAGGAUAAAGAAUCUCCAUGCACAAAUCAUAGAGAAGGAUGCCAUGAUUAAGGUGCUCCACCAGCGCUCAAGGAAAGAGCCUAUCAAGUCAGACCUGCCUUCUGCUAUGAGACCCUCCAAGUCCCUGAUGUCUAUCUCUAACACUGGCUCUGGUGGUUCAGGACUGCUCUCUCACAGCCUGGGUCUUAGUAGCUCUCCCAUCACUGAAGAACGUAAGGACACCAGCUGGAAAGGCAGUCUGGGUGUUCUACUGGGUCCAGAGUACCGUACAGAUUCUCUCAGGACAGAUUCAAUCUCAUCGUCGCCCUCCCCAGUGCUACCGUCCACUCCGAUGACUGCAGGCCACUCCAAGACGGGCAGCAGGGACAGCUGCACGCAGACUGACAAGGGCCAGAGUCAGGACACCAGCAAACCCAGCACUCCAGCCCUACAGAGCAUGACGUUGCCUGCCCGCCUGUCCAGCCCCAGCCCUGUCUACAUUCCUGACCGCAUAGCAGAUGUCGGAAUGUUUCACAGCAGCACCCUGGAGCGCAGGCAUCCUCUCCAGUCCCACGUACAGCAACAGCCGCCGCCGCCAACGCCAUCCACGCAACAGGAGGUGGACAACGACAUGGUGGAGAUCCUCAUUUGACCCAAUGAGUUCUGGACCAAAACCUCCAAAACGAAGAUGGUAGUCCCAUCAGAACAGAAGCAGUGACAUGUAGAUCAUCCCAAUUCAUCCUUCACACCUGUAGCUCUGUCUGUCGACACACACACACACACACAUCAUCCUCUUUGUUUACAUCUGCAUCCAUUCAAACACUUGUUUCACAUUCCUUUCAUUCCUUCGAUGUUUAUCUUUGGAAACUCCACAAAUCAGAAGCAAAGAAGCAGAAGCAUGGCUUAUUUCAGCUUGUGUCACUAUGAAGUGCGACUUUGUAGCCUCGUAUUUAUCUCUCUGACGCUUUUGGCACUUUUAUCAUAACGCCGACGGCUAAAUUUGCCGACUCGUGUUUGAAGUUGAAUGAAAGUUUUCAGUCGCGAUGUAGGCCCGUGCUCGUAAAAAAAAGACCAAGUUUACCGUUUACAUGAUGACGAUUAAUGAGAUGGAAAAUAUAAAACAGAGUAGAUGGAGCUGAAAGCCAAAAUCUUUCUGUUCAAUUGUAAUCAUAGAGAGAAUACGUGCAUAUUUACACCCACACACACUAAUGUAUUUUUACUUUUACAUUUGAAGCUACUGUCCCUAAUUGGUUUCUAAAGCACUUUUUGUCAUGUGUGUGAAAAUCCUCUUUAUGUCCUUGAUAGCCAUCAACAAAUAACAUCGUUUGGGAGCAAAAAAAGCACAAUACAAUAAUCAGCAGAACCAAAACCGAUGAAUUCGUUGGCAAUCCUGUCACUAACUGAUCUGUCUACAUGUGUGUUUUAUUAUCAUAAUCUUUAGUGCUCCUCUCGGCUUCAGACAGUGUGUGUUUGACAUGGAUGUGUCAGUUGUGUCAUCAGCAGUGUAGAAUGCUAAAGAGCUCCAAACGUCACAUCACUCAGUUUGUUUACACCGCCGUGACGUCAGGAAAAGCUUCUGCAGAGUGUACACACUUUAGCAAUACAUCGUAGACCUUGACGAUAAGAAGAUUAACUGUAUCUGACUCCCAAGAUAUCACCAGGUGUAUGAAAACAGCCGGUGUGGACAUUAUUCCAGAGCUGCAGUAUUCCUGCAUCUCUAAACUUUAGGAUAAACUUUGCCUCAUUCUACUCCUGAGAACGCUUGCACAUUGCAGCAAAACAUGUCAAAUAAACACAAGAUUAAAGAGAUUCAAGUGAUCACCACACCAGCGUACGCUUGCCUGUGGACUCCCAUCGCUCCGUCUUCAAUGUCGGGCGUCGUCAAAUGACCAUUUCAGAUCCGAUAUUGUCCUGACCUAUUCACAGAUCUGCUCAAAUAUCACACGGUGAUCCUUUGAAAUGUGUUAUUCAAAUGAAAAUGAGAGUGAUUAUGUAAAAAUAACCGUUCAAUUUCAGUCAAAAUAAUCACAGUUAGAUAUUUAUUCAAAAUCUUUCAGCCCUAGUUUUAUGCUCACCACUGAUCUUUAGUGAUCUGGUCAAAUCCUCCCUUGUUUGCUUGUCCCUGACUGUUUUUGUAUCCUGAGGCACAACAGCGAUCCAUCAUAUAUACUGUUAGUUGCCUGGUGUUAUACCUCUCGGGAUUCGAACCAUGUUGCUUCCUGCCAAAAUGGCGUUUUGAUUCCAAAUAUUGCACAAGUAGAUUAAGUAGCAUCAGCUACCAGAGCUCUAUUUCAACCAUUUCCAGACUCCUACACUCCAUCAUACCCCCCACA